Molecule: messenger RNA, 1545 nt
Organism: Nylanderia fulva
Lineage: Eukaryota; Metazoa; Arthropoda; Insecta; Hymenoptera; Formicidae
Gene: colt
Product: carnitine/acylcarnitine carrier protein colt, mitochondrial
Biological process (GO): carnitine transmembrane transport; mitochondrial transport
Cellular component (GO): mitochondrial envelope
Molecular function (GO): O-acyl-L-carnitine transmembrane transporter activity
Source: RefSeq, a predicted model, not a curated record
GUAGAGCCGCUUCUGAUCAUCAUCGCCAUGUUUGCGCCGAAGAGGAUGCUGGACAAUUUAAAUGGAUGUAUAUUUGCUCGCGAAAUGUUUCCGCGAAAAUAUUGAAAUGUCAUACAAAGCACGCUUGUAUAUAAGAAAAAUGAAACGUCGUGAAAAAAGUCACGAGGGAGAUUAAUUGUUCCAAAUGGAAACUCAUCGUCCGGGAUACUCGAAGGUUAAUCAAGGGCCAAUUGACUCUUGAUUGAUCUACAUUUGUACUUUGACCUCUCGUCGUGGAGUUGUUGGAUGAGUUUCAGUAUUAUCGUUUCUUAGUCGAUAUUCCGAGUGUUCCGAGUAAACUGUCAUUUUAGCAAUCAUGUCGGACAGCGUUAGCCCUAUUAAAUAUUUUUUGAGCGGUGGAUUCGGCGGAGUAUGCACCGUCGUAGCCGGUCAUCCUCUGGACACCAUAAAGGUACGUCUUCAGACUAUGCCAAUACCGGGCCCUAAUCAGUUGCCUCUCUACUCAGGUACAUGGGAUUGUGCUAAGAAGACUGUUACUAAAGAAGGAGUACGUGGUUUAUACAAGGGUAUGGGAGCACCUUUAUCUGGAGUUGCUCCAAUAUUUGCGAUAAGUUUCUUUGGAUACAGCGUUGGGAAGAAGCUACAACAGAGUUUUCCAGAUGAAAAACUCUCGACGUUGCAACUGUUUUACGCCGGUGCUUUUAGUGGCAUAUUUACGACUGUUAUAAUGGCUCCUGGCGAACGUAUCAAAUGUCUGCUGCAAAUACAACACGGGGACGCGAAACCAAAGUAUAACGGACCAGUGGAUUGUGCAAAGCAACUGUAUCGAGAAGGGGGUAUUAGAAGUAUUUACAAAGGCACCUGUGCUACACUUUUAAGAGAUAUUCCGGCCAGUGGAAUGUACUUUAUGACGUACGAAUAUAUAAAGGAUCUAUUCACUCCUGAGGGAGGGAAGCUUAGUUUACCAGCUACCAUAGUAGCUGGCGGUUUUGCAGGAAUUGCAAACUGGUUGGUAGGGAUGCCACCUGAUAUCUUGAAAAGCCGCUUACAAACUGCACCAGAAGGUACAUACAAGAGAGGGAUACGCGAAGUAUUUGUCAAACUGAUGAAAAACGAGGGACCAUUAGCGCUUUAUAAAGGCGUUGUACCUGUUAUGUUGCGAGCCUUCCCUGCAAACGCAGCUUGUUUCAUGGGCUUUGAAGUUUGCAUGAAAUUUUUGAAUUGGCUCGCGCCAGGUUUAUAAUUUGAAUCGCAUAUUAUGUAACUGAAAUGUUUGGAGAACGUCCUGCCUUUCAUGAUAUCACUGUUUCACAAAUAUCUCAAAAUAAAUCUCAAGAACAGGCUAUAGGUAUAUGUAUAAAGUGUGAAAAGUAUAGGAAAUAUUAAGAUAGCAUAGAAUAGAAAUUAAAUAACAAGCUUUUUAUAAAUCUGAUUUUGACAUAUAGAGAAUUAAAUAUAAAUGAAAGUAUGACAUCAGGGAAUAUAUUUGUACAGUAUAAUCUUGUAUUGCAUAUUAAGUUUUAUGAAAUUUUAAAUAUAUAUAUA